Molecule: messenger RNA, 1179 nt
Organism: Rangifer tarandus platyrhynchus (Svalbard reindeer)
Lineage: Eukaryota; Metazoa; Chordata; Mammalia; Artiodactyla; Cervidae
Source: the annotation of a GenBank genome assembly
AUGUCUGCACGGGAGUCCUUUAACCCGGAAAGUUAUGAAUUGGACAAGAGUUUCCGGUUAACCAGAUUCACUGAACUGAAGGGCACUGGCUGCAAAGUGCCCCAAGAUGUCCUGCAGAAAUUGCUGGAGUCCUUACAGGAGAACCACUUCCAAGAAGAUGAGCAGUUUCUUGGAGCAGUUAUGCCAAGACUUGGCAUCGGCAUGGACACCUGUGUUAUUCCUCUGAGGCACGGCGGCCUUUCCUUGGUUCAAACCACAGAUUACAUUUAUCCCAUCGUUGACGACCCUUACAUGAUGGGCAGGAUAGCCUGUGCCAACGUCCUCAGUGACCUCUACGCCAUGGGGGUCACGGAGUGCGACAACAUGCUGAUGCUCCUUGGAGUCAGUAAUAAAAUGACCGACAGGGAAAGGGAUAAAGUGAUGCCCCUAAUUAUACAGGGUUUUAAAGAUGCAGCAGAGGAGGCAGGAACGUCUGUAACGGGCGGCCAAACAGUGCUAAACCCCUGGAUUGUUUUAGGAGGUGUGGCUACGACUGUCUGCCAGCCCAACGAGUUUAUCAUGCCAGAUAACGCAGUGCCGGGUGAUGUGCUUGUACUGACAAAACCUUUGGGGACGCAAGUGGCCGUGGCUGUGCACCAGUGGCUGGAUAUUCCUGAGAAGUGGAAUAAAAUCAAGCUAGUGGUCACCCAGGAGGAUGUGGAGCUGGCAUACCAGGAGGCGAUGAUGAACAUGGCUAGGCUCAACAGGACAGCGGCAGGACUCAUGCACACAUUCAAUGCCCACGCGGCUACUGACAUUACGGGCUUCGGGAUUCUGGGCCACGCACAGAACCUGGCCAAACAGCAGAGGAAUGAGGUAUCCUUUGUGAUUCACAACCUUCCCGUCCUGGCCAAGAUGGCAGCUGUGAGCAAGGCCUGCGGAAACAUGUUUGGGCUCAUGCAUGGGACCUGCCCAGAGACAUCAGGCGGCCUCCUGAUCUGUCUACCGCGUGAGCAAGCAGCUCGAUUCUGCGCAGAGAUCAAGUCCCCCAAGUAUGGUGAAGGCCACCAAGCAUGGAUUAUUGGGAUCGUGGAGAAGGGUAACCGCACAGCCAGGAUCAUAGACAAGCCCCGGAUCAUUGAGGUCGCACCGCAGGUGGCUACCCAGAAUGUGAACCCCACGCCCGGUGCCACCUCGUAA